Messenger RNA from Aspergillus campestris IBT 28561, 1025 nucleotides. RefSeq names its product zinc finger CCCH domain-containing RNA-binding protein. The transcript has 2 exons. Gene Ontology annotation, biological process: mRNA splicing, via spliceosome. The coding region runs from base 124 to 750 and encodes 208 amino acids. NCBI's taxonomy places the organism in Eukaryota, Fungi, Ascomycota, Eurotiomycetes, Eurotiales, Aspergillaceae. Gene Ontology annotation, molecular function: metal ion binding; pre-mRNA 3'-splice site binding. Gene Ontology annotation, cellular component: U2AF complex; spliceosomal complex. The record is from RefSeq and is a predicted model, not a curated record.
UGACGCGACAACCUGUCCAAUUCUCACUCCUCCUCCAUCCGUUUCCUAGGUCAACCUGCUGGACCGCCCUCUUCCCCACAGUACUUCAUUCUAUCUGCGAUACAAAGAAACCCCAGCAACACCAUGGCCAACUAUCUCGCGUCCAUCUUCGGCACGGAGCAGGACAAGGUCAACUGCUCGUUCUACUACAAGAUCGGAGCCUGUCGCCACGGUGAUCGGUGCUCGCGCAAACAUGUCAAGCCCUCGUAUUCGCAGACGAUCCUCAUGCCCAACAUGUACCAGAACCCGGCGUACGACCCAAAGAGCAAGAUGAACCCGAGCCAGCUGCAGAACCACUUCGACGCCUUCUACGAGGACGUCUGGUGCGAGAUGUGCAAGUAUGGCGAGCUGGAGGAACUGGUGGUGUGCGAUAAUAAUAAUGACCAUCUAAUCGGCAACGUCUACGCCCGCUUCAAAUACGAAGAAGACGCGCAAGCCGCCUGCGACGCGCUCAAUUCCAGAUGGUACGCCGCGCGUCCCAUAUACUGCGAGCUAUCACCGGUGACGGACUUCCGGGAGGCGUGUUGUCGGUUAAAUUCCGGCGAGGGAUGCGUGCGCGGCGGGUUCUGCAAUUUCAUCCACAGGAAGGAUCCGAGCCCGGAACUGGACCGGGAGAUGCGGUUGAGCACGAAGAAGUGGCUGAAGGACCGUGGGCGUGAUGCGCGCAGUGUGAGCCGGAGUCCGAGCCCGGAGCCUACCCGGCGGAGAUGAUUGGUUGGUUUGGUUUGAUUUGUUGCGACAAAUGGCGUUGGUGAUUUCAUAUCCUUGCUUUUUUGAGGGUUGUUAUUGUUAUUGUACUCCGUGUGAUAUCAGAAGGUUGUUAAUGAUAUACCGUGAAGUAGAUUACUCUUGAACGGGCGAUUGCUAGUAAGGCACGCCGAGCUUGCUGCAGUGGAAGAGACAGUUGAUAUACUGUUACAGGACCAGUGCUCAAUCAGGGAGUUGUCCUAGGUAAAUUAGACGAUCUACCGGCAAGUUCUUACUAC